AUGGCGGAGCUGGAUGGUCUGCCAACCACGACUCCUACACCCGACCUCGAUGACCUAUUGCCAUUUCAUCUUCACAUUCUCGGCUCCCUUUUCGCCUUGUUCUCAGCUACUCGCCACCACAUCAGCCAGCCAUCGGCACCACCGUACUGCCGAAAGGGGGAAACAGCCUGUGAUGGUGAUGGGUGGGCUGCAUCGAAUCAGCGGUUCCAACGGCCUGGUCCUUCUGAUCAUCGGGGACACAGCAAUCAAUAG
Molecule: messenger RNA, 252 nt
Organism: Penicillium cosmopolitanum
Lineage: Eukaryota; Fungi; Ascomycota; Eurotiomycetes; Eurotiales; Aspergillaceae
Exons: 1
Coding region: 1-252 (83 amino acids)
Source: RefSeq, a predicted model, not a curated record